This is a messenger RNA of Chenopodium quinoa (quinoa), 2801 nucleotides long. RefSeq names its product polygalacturonate 4-alpha-galacturonosyltransferase-like. Lineage: Eukaryota; Viridiplantae; Streptophyta; Magnoliopsida; Caryophyllales; Amaranthaceae. Gene Ontology annotation, molecular function: polygalacturonate 4-alpha-galacturonosyltransferase activity. The coding region runs from base 264 to 2324 and encodes 686 amino acids. The transcript has 10 exons. The record is from RefSeq and is a predicted model, not a curated record.
UCCCUUACCCUUUCCCUCUCCUUUUCCAAAUAUUCACCCUCAUUAGUUGAUUGACGCUUUAAUUAAAAUUUUAACACUUUCUCUUUCUCACUCCUUUCUCAUAAGCCGCUUCAUCUUCCACCCCUCUCUCUCUGCAAAUUUAGCUUGUAAAUACACUCAAUUAAUUUCCAAUUACAAUUCCCGAUUUCAUAGAAAUCUGGGUGAUUUCUCCUUCCUUUUCUCUCUCUCUCCAAUCUCUAGAUUGCUGAGAGGUCGAGAUUUUAAUGGCGACGAAAAGGGGAUUAUUGAGUACCAACACCCCCAGAAGUAGAACCAAUGCAUCAUCAUCAUCAUCAUCAUCAUCAUGCUUUUCUACUUCCUCCAUUGUUCCUUUCUUCCUUCUUCUCCUUAUUUUCCCUCUCUUUUUCUUUGUCGGUCGCGGCCUCCAUUUUUCCCCUGGGUCCAGAAAUUCAUUAGAUGCUGUUAAACAGGAUGCAGAUUGGAGAGAAAGGCUCAUAUUGCAACAUUUGAAGCCAUUCUUCUCAAAAGAGGACAUCGAUGUCAUCUCCGCAAAUGUGAAGGAUUUGGGGCCACUGAGUCUUGAUUUUUUUAAAAGAAACGGUUCUGCAUCAUGGAAGGUUGUUGGCCAGGAGAAUUCUGGUGAUACUUCUUUAGAGGCAAAGCGCAUAGGGACACAUACGAAACAAGAUAAAUUGAAGGGCAAACCAGAUUCUUCAUCAGAUAAUCACCCUGAUGUAGUGGACUCACCAGCUGUACUGAUGCGAAGGCGGUUAAGAGAGAAAAGACGUGAGAAACGUGCUGCUGAUCUGGUGAAGCAGGAUGAUGAAACUAUUUUGAAACUCGAAAAUGCUGCAAUUCAGCGCUCUAAAUCAGUUGACUCUGCAGUUUUGGGGAAAUAUAAUAUCUGGAGGAGAGACAAUGACAAUGAAAAUGCCGAUUCUACUGUGCGUUUAAUGCGAGAUCAAAUUAUUAUGGCCAGAGUGUAUAUUGGCAUUGCUAAGUUGAAGAAUAAGAUGGAAUUGUCUCGUGAACUUCAGAAUAGGCUUAAAGAGAGCCAGCGUGCCCUAGGAGAGGCAACUAAUGAUGCUGAUCUUUCUCGCAGUGCUCCUGAGAAGAUUAAAGCUAUGGGUCAAGUUCUUUCAAAAGCUAAAGAACAACUGUAUGAUUGCAAGCUGGUGACAGGAAAGCUGAGAGCCAUGCUACAAUCUGCCGAGGAACAAGUGAGAAGCUUGAAAAAACAGAGCACUUUUCUGAGCCAGUUGGCAGCCAAGACUGUUCCUAAUGGAAUUCAUUGUCUAGCUAUGCGCUUAACUAUUGAUUACUAUCUUCUUCCUUUAGAGAAGAGAAAGUUCCCUCAUAGUGAAAAUUUGGAAAAUCCUAAGCUUUAUCACUAUGCACUUUUUUCUGACAAUGUCCUUGCUGCCUCUGUGGUCGUGAACUCCACUAUCAUGAAUGCUAAGGAGCCAGAGAAACAUGUUUUUCAUCUUGUUACUGAUAAGCUCAAUUUUGGUGCAAUGAAUAUGUGGUUCCUUUUGAACCAUCCUGGAAAAGCCACUAUCCACGUUGAAAAUGUUGAUGAAUUUAAGUGGCUGAACUCGUCAUAUUGUCCAGUAUUGCGUCAGCUUGAGUCUGCUUCCAUGAAGGAAUAUUAUUUCAAGGCAGAUCAUCCAACUACAAUUUCAUCUGGGGCAUCCAAUUUGAAGUAUAGAAACCCAAAGUAUCUAUCUAUGCUUAACCAUCUAAGGUUCUAUCUUCCCCAGAUCUAUCCAAAACUAGAUAAGAUUCUGUUUCUAGAUGAUGACAUUGUUGUUCAAAAGGAUUUGAGUCCGUUGUGGUCAGUGGACCUUCAUGGGAAAGUUAAUGGUGCUGUGGAAACUUGCGGAGAGAGCUUUCACCGAUUUGAUAAAUAUUUGAACUUUUCUAAUCCACAUAUAUCCAGAAACUUUGACCCUAGUGCAUGUGGAUGGGCAUAUGGCAUGAAUCUUUUUGAUCUCAAGGAGUGGAAAAAGAAGGAUAUCACCGGCAUAUAUCACAAGUGGCAGAAUAUGAAUGAAGGUAGAACACUCUGGAAGUUGGGUACGUUGCCUCCUGGACUUAUUACAUUUUAUGGGCUGACUCAUCCACUUGAGAAGUCUUGGCAUGUGCUUGGUUUGGGGUACAAUCCUAGUAUUGACAGGUCUGAGAUUGAAAAAGCAGCAGUUGUGCAUUACAAUGGUAAUAUGAAGCCAUGGUUGGAGAUUGCGAUGACAAAGUAUCGAUCAUACUGGACAAAGUACAUCAAGUAUGAUCAUCCCUAUCUCCGAAGAUGCAACUUGAGUGAAUGAAAUCACAUUGAGAUGGAAUAGCGAUAGUAAGUCAAUGUGCUUGUCCCGUGCUCUCCUUCACCUUGAAUGGAGUUUUGUUUUUUUUUUUUGUUUUUUUUUUUUUUUUUUUUUUUUGUGGAAUCUAAUUUGAAGGGCUUGGUGAGGCUGAGGUUACUGGCACAAGAAGGGGCAUGCUUCAGUUUUAAUGAGCUGCAUAUCCUUCUCCGUUUCCCACAUUGUUUAUUCUUUUAUCUAAUUCAGUCUAAUCUGUACCCCAUUGUUCUUUAUUCUCUGUGGAAAAAAUUUGAGAGGUCUAUUGUAUCAUUAACCUGGUAAGCAAACUUUCAUGUAACGAUUUUAGUUGGUCUAAGAUUUAGGACCAGAACAGGAUUAUGCUGUAUUCUUUGAACAUUGCACAACAGAUCUGUAGAUCUUAUAAUCUGUAACACCUGUAUUUUUUUUCGUUUACUUCGUAAUUUAUUGAGAAGUUGCCUUCAA